AUGGAUGCUGGAGCCGUUGUGAUAUCCUGGCACCAGGCUUUCGAAGAGCAUCGCAUCCCCACAACACGAGCGAUCGAGAAGCAAUUACGCGCCAAUGCUUCGAGAGACAAGGAGAAGCUCAGAGGAUUAGUCGGCGGCUGCUAUCGUGAAUUUUUAGCGACAGCAGAGGCGAUCGUCGCCCUAGAAGAGAAAGCUCAGGUGGCCGAGCAGCAUAUCUCAUCGAUAAGUCACAAUUGUAGGCCACCAGAAUACGACUUGGCCCGCCGACAACUUCCCACAGAAAAAGUGACUUUGGCUCAAUUCCGACUAUUGCAGCGAUGUUACACGACCUCAGUGACAUGCCUUCAGAACCUAGACACUCUCAAAUGCUCAAAGUUGACUCUGUUGUCACGACUCCUGUUGAGAUCCCUCGACAACGAAAACUCCUUGUCUUCGAGCCUCGAGCACAUGAGAAGGAAAGUAGGCGCCCUUCGGCAGCGGCUUCUCCGCCAGGUCAAUGUCAUCCUGGUCAACCCUACUUCGACCAUUCCGGUACUCGUCGAUGCAGUGUGUUCUUAUUGUCUAGUGACCGAUGCCUCGUCAAGCAAGGCCUUGGAUCAUCUUCACGAUCGCCGACUCGACAAGCUACGACUUCAACUGGAUGGGACUUCCGAACGCUCGGCCAUAUGCGAAGCGCUUCGAUACCAGCUGGCGUCUCUACAGGCAUUCAAAACUUUGACUGGGCAUUCGGUAUCUGAAGCGAUGAACAUGCUACAGAGGAAAGCGAUACUAGCCGAUCCUGCUGUUAGAGAGCUUGAAUCUCUCGACCUCGAUCGAACUUGGCCUCUGUUACCUGAAGAAAUCCAGACAUUUGUGCCGUACUUUCAACGUACCUCGUCUACUUCUGAAGAGGCGCAUGCUAAAUUGGAGGCAUGGUCUAAGGAGUCCUCGGGAAUACUUGAAAAAGCGGUCAACGAGCAUCUUGCGCAAUUCACCGAUCCCGCAGAGGUGCUUGAACUGAGGCGAGAACUCUUCACUUUGUUGUUGCCAGUGUACUUCUCUACGCCGGCUGGCAAAGAUAUCGGCAAAUGCAUACGCAAGUCAUUGAAUGAUCAUAUGAGCGCCAUAUGUCAAGAUCAUGGCUCGCGACUGAACAAGAUUGCGGAAGAGCUGGUGAGCGCGUCACAGUCGAGCACCUUAGGCAGCUCACUUUGGUCACCCCAGACGGUGCAAACACAUUCCGACAGGGGAGGAUUGAAGAUGAUUAGGAGACUGAAAGCACGACAUUUGGGUCUUAACAAAUCUCUGUCGAAUGCUACCAAGGCGUUGGACGAUUGGAUCGCAGGUAUCCAUGUGGCCAAGGAUCAGAUCAAUGAGCUUUCCAAAACACGCUGGCGAGAUAUGAUAGAAGAGCCAGACGAGGACCAGGAGGAUGAAGCAACACUGGAAAUCCGGAUGCUUGGCAAAGACGAUCCUGACUAUUAUAACAAGAGUCUGCAGGAGUCUGCACAGAAUGCAGUGUCGGAGUACGAGAGCCGCCUUGCGGCAGCUGCAUCUGAGGCGGUUUCGCAACCUAAAGACCUCUCUCGUGUGGUUUAUGUUGUCCGCGCCAUCAGAAUAUCAGCCGCAGUAUUGUCCAGGACGUUUGAAGACGAGACACAGGAAUCAAAACUCGAUGAAAAGAUGCAUGAUCUUCACAAAGUCAUCGCUGAUGAAGUGGUUCGGCAGCUAAGCGAAGCAAGUCGCGACACCAACAGGAGAUCAAAACGGGAUAUAAAUCAACUUCCUGACGGCAUGCCUUCCCCCAAGGCUUUCAUGGCCUUGCGGCGAUUAUGCCGUGUCAUGGCCGACAUUGGCGGAACCGAUCUAUGGACAAUCCCUGCAGUUGCCUUGGUCAAGAAAGCUGUUGCAGCCGAGAUCUUUGACCCAGAAUGGAAAGGAAACUAUCUCGAGACCGAUUUCGACGAAACCUUUUUGAGAGCAGCGCUGCAAGAUGUCGCCGAUGUUACGAAGUCGAAGGCCACCGAGACUGAGAAGACAAAAUCGGCAAUUGAGUACUGGUCGAGGACGAAGCUGUUAUUUGGCGUACUUGCUUGA
Exophiala spinifera is the source of this 2076-nucleotide messenger RNA. RefSeq lists its product as uncharacterized. The coding region runs from base 1 to 2076 and encodes 691 amino acids. Gene Ontology annotation, cellular component: Golgi apparatus; COG complex. Gene Ontology annotation, biological process: intra-Golgi vesicle-mediated transport. The transcript is spliced from 2 exons. NCBI's taxonomy places the organism in Eukaryota, Fungi, Ascomycota, Eurotiomycetes, Chaetothyriales, Herpotrichiellaceae. The record is from RefSeq and is a predicted model, not a curated record.